AUGGUGAUCAAAAUACUUCUUCUUGUUGUGGCUGUCUUGGUUUUCGCUGAGGCCAAACUGAAAUAUGGAACUUGCUAUAAACCUAUGAAGAAUUACAAGGGUGUCAAAACAUAUCCUCGACCACACGAAUAUUUGAAUGUUAAAGACUUACCUACAUCUCUGGAUUGGAGAAACCGUAAUGAAUGUGACGAAUUCAACGCCUGUGGAACUUGUACCACAUUUGGAGAAUGUGAACAACUUCAGAAUUAUACUUUAUGGAAAGUUGGUGAUCAUGGUGAAGUCAAACAUAGAGACAAUAUGAUGGCUGAAAUCUAUAAAAAUGGACCAAUCAGUUGUGGUAUAAUGGCAACUGAAGGUUUAGAGAAAUAUCGUGGUGGCGUUUAUUCUGAACAUCAUUUCUUUCCUAUGGUCAACCAUAUAGUAUCUGUCGCUGGAUGGGGAGUAGACCCAGAUAAAGGCGAAUAUUGGAUUGUCAGAAAUUCCUGGGGAGAGCCAUGGGUAAGUCGAUGA
This is a messenger RNA of Lottia gigantea (owl limpet), 510 nucleotides long. RefSeq lists its product as hypothetical. Gene Ontology annotation, cellular component: lysosome. Gene Ontology annotation, molecular function: cysteine-type endopeptidase activity. The record is from RefSeq and is a predicted model, not a curated record. The transcript is spliced from 5 exons. NCBI's taxonomy places the organism in Eukaryota, Metazoa, Mollusca, Gastropoda, Lottiidae. Bases 1 to 510 code for a protein of 169 amino acids.